Molecule: messenger RNA, 2198 nt
Organism: Tachyglossus aculeatus (Australian echidna)
Lineage: Eukaryota; Metazoa; Chordata; Mammalia; Monotremata; Tachyglossidae
Gene: BICDL1
Product: BICD family like cargo adaptor 1
Exons: 12
Coding region: 1-2115 (704 amino acids)
Biological process (GO): Golgi to secretory granule transport; vesicle transport along microtubule
Source: RefSeq, a predicted model, not a curated record
AUGGAGCACCGCCGCAGCGCGGGGCCUCCCGCCGCACCGGGGCUAGCCGAGGAACACGACCCCGCACGGGUGCAGCAGCAGCAGCAGCAGCGGGGGUUGCAGCAGCCGCGGCAGCGGGAGCUGCAGGAGUGGCAGCGGGUGUUGCACGAGUGGCAGCAGCGGGAGUGGGAUUUGCAGGAGCGGCAGGCAGCGGCAGCGGGCUCUGCAAGAGCUGCGGCAGCUGCAGCGGCUGUGGGAGGUGCAGGAGCGGGAGCUGCAGCGGCUGCUGGAGCAGCAGCAUCGGGAGCUGCAGCGGAACCUGCUGCGGGCGUUGCAGGAGCACCAGCGGGCGCUGCAGGAGCUGUCGCCGCCGCAGCACCAGCGAGGCGGCUGAGUUUGCCGCCUCCCCGUGCGGGCCUCCGGGCUGCUCCUCCUCCUCCGGGAACGGCGGCCAUGGAGCCCGGGGAGCCCGGGGAGCCCGGGGAGCUGGUCCUGGAGGCCUUCCCGAAGGAGGAGGAGGAGGAGGCCGGUCCGUGCCCCCCGGGGCUGCUGGCGGAGAAGGAGCGGGAGGUGCGGGUGGCAGCGCGGCUGGGCCGGGCGCUGCUCCGCAGGAACCAGGAUUUGGGCCGCCAGUCCGAGCGAAUGCACCGGCGGCUCACCGACCAGCUCGAGCACCUCGAACAGGAGAAACACGAGUUGAGGCGACGUUACGAAAACCGGGAAGGCGAAUGGGAAGGUAGAGUGUCGGAGCUGGAAAGCGACGUGAAGCAGUUACAGGACGAACUGGAGAAGCAGCAGAUUCACCUCCGGGAAGCCGAUCGAGAAAAAACGCGGGCCGUCCAAGAACUCUCGGAACAAAACCAAAGACUCCUGGAUCAGCUCAGCCGGGCGUCAGAAGUGGAGCAGCGGCUCUCCAUGCAGGUUCACACGCUCCGAGAGGAUUUCCGGGAAAAGAACUCAUCCAGCAAUCAACACAUCAUCCGACUCGAAGGUCUCCAGGCUGAACAGGUACUUGAAAUCAAGAUGCUCUCGGAGCGGAAGCGGGAACUGGAGCAGAGGCUGAGCGCCGCGAUGGAGGAGAAUGACCUGCUGCAGGGGACGGUGGAGGAGCUGCAGGAACGCGUGGUGGCCCUGGAAAGGCAGACCCAGGAGCAGGACCUGCAGCUCCAGCAGAGUCGCCUGGAGCUGCAGGAAGUGCGCCUGUCCUACCGCCAGCUGCAGGGGAAGGUGGACGAGCUCAGCGAAGAGAGGAGCCUCCAGCCCUUCAACACCACCGGCAUCUCCCUGCUGUCCGAGAUCGAGCAGAGCAUGGAGGCCGAAGAGCUGGAGCAGGAGCGAGAACAGCUGAGGCUGCAGCUGUGGGAAGCCUACUGCCAGGUGCGUUAUCUCUGCUCGCACCUCCGGGGCAACGACAGCGCCGACUCGGCCGUCUCCACGGACUCCUCCAUGGACGAGUCUUCGGACAGCUCGUCCACCAAAGACGUGCCGGCCGGCAGCCUGCGCGCCGCGCUCAGCGAGCUGAAGAGGCUGAUUCAGAGCGUCGUGGACGGGGGAGAGGCCGCGAGCUCCCGGAGAAUCGACGAUGAUGCCUUAGAAGACCAGAUUAGACAGACCAGUGAGGACUCAAGAGCCCUGAGGGAGCUGAUGGAGGGAGAAAGGGGGAAACUGAGGCAGAGCCUAGAAGAGCUGCAGCGACUUCACAGUGAGGUGACUCUGCUGAGUGUGGAGAUGACCGCUCUGAAAGAGGAGAAAGACCGGCUCAGAGGGACGUCUGAGGAGAAGGAACCCAAAGAGCAGCUCCUGAAGGCCAUCAGGGACCGGGAUGAAGCCAUUGCUAAGAAGAACGCGAUGGAGCUGGAACUAGCCAAGUGUAAGGUUGACAUGAUGGCCCUCAACGGUCAGCUGCUGGACGCCAUUCAGCAGAAACUGAACCUCUCCCAGCAGCUCGAGGCUUGGCAGGACGAUAUGCACAGGGUCAUCGACCGGCAGCUGAUGGCCAAGCACCAGAAGGAGCGGGGCCGGCCCGCCACCGCCUCCUUCUCGGGCGGCCUCCGGGCAGCGCGGGGCCCUCCGGCGGAGCAGCGGGGCCCCGGCCCGGACGGCAGGCGCCUCUUUUCGUUCUUCAGGAAGAUUUGAGUCCGGAGGGGCCGCCGCCCGGCGCCGCGGUGGGAGACUGUGGGCCCGGAGAAGCAACCCCCGGCGGCUGGAGGGGGCCGCCG